AUUUUCUGCCAUUUCACUCAAACCAAACCCAAAAGCCAUGACACAAAUAAAAGGGAACAGAUCAGAAUAAAAAUUAAAUCGAAAACAGUUUCUUGUAAACUAAGGCAUUCCCAUCAUUUCUUCGACACCAAUCAAAGCCCUAUCGCUUGCUUUUCCCCUCCACCAAAUCCCCAGAAGCCUCCAUAUCAAGGACCAGACCAAAAACCAGACCCAUCUCUGAGCUUUUGGACUCAUGGGUCGCGAAGCAGAGCAACCAAAAGCAAUAGUACUCGCAGCCACAGCCCCAGCCACGCCGCCGCCAGCGCCAACGGCUUUGGCUCCAGGCUUCAGGUUCCACCCAACAGACGAAGAACUCGUCAUUUACUACCUCAAGCGCAAGGUGUGUCGAAAACCCUUCAAAUUCAACGCGAUCUCCGAGGUCGACAUCUACAAGAGCGAGCCUUGGGACCUCGCAGAUAAGUCGAGCUUGAAGAGCAGGGACCAGGAGUACUACUUUUUCAGUGCACUAGACAGGAAGUAUGGAAAUGGGGCAAGGAUGAACAGGGCUACAAACCUAGGGUACUGGAAGGCCACAGGAAAUGACAGGGCAGUCAAGCAUAACGACAUCACUGUGGGGAUGAAGAAAACCUUGGUUUUUCAUAGUGGCCGAGCUCCUGAUGGCAAAAGGACCAAUUGGGUUAUGCAUGAGUAUAGGCUUGUUGAUGAAGUAUUUGAAAAAGCUGGGCUUGGUUCCAUUCAGGAUGCAUUUGUGCUGUGUAGAGUAUUUCAUAAAAGCAACAUAGGACCACCAAACGGGCACAGAUAUGCUCCUUUUGUUGAGGAGGAAUGGGAUGAUGAUGACAAGUUAACUUUGGUUCCUGGACAAGAGUCUCGAAAUGAAGCUGUAGCUGGUCGGGAUGCAUUUAUUAUAGGAAAUGGUCAUGCUGCAUGUAGUGAACAAAAUGCUCAUGCUGCAUGUAGUGAACAAAAUGUUCAUGCUGCACGUAGUGAACAAAGUGGUCAUGCUGCACGUAGGGAACAAAAUGGUCAUGCUGCAUGCAUUGAAGGAAAUGAUCAUGCUGCAUGUAAUGGAGAAAAUGGUCAUGGCACAUCCGUCCAAGGAAAUGGUCAUGGCACAUCCAUCCAAGGAAAUGGUCAUGGCACUUCCGCCCAAGAAAAUGGUCAUGGCACUUCCGUCCAAGGUAAUGGUCAUGGAACUUCCGUCAAAGGAAAUGGUCAUGCAACUUCAUUCGUAGGAAAUGAUCAUGGAACUUCAGUCGAAGGAAAUGGUCAUGACACUUCUGUCAAAGGAAAUGGCCACGGCACUUCUGUCAAAGAAAAUGGCCACGGCACUUCUGUCAAAGAAAAUGGUCAUGUUACUUCUGUUGAAGGAAAUGGCCAUGGCACUAUAAUUGGAGAUGAUCAUGGAACCAUUAAUAAGGGUAACAGUCUGGAAAUGGUGGAAUAUGGUCCUGAUGUGCACAAUGCAGGAAAUAAUUUUGAGCAGGAUAUUCAGCCCAUCGGCAAUGCUCUUGUGACUGAUGCUGAACUUCCAACAGAGAAUGAAAAUGAUUUACCGCUUUGCAAGACAGAGAGAAUGGAUGAUUAUCCCAUGACAUGUGUGGUUAAUCGGGAAGAGAGAUUGGAUGAUUAUCCAUCACCAGGUCCUGAUGAUGCACAACCCCUGCUGUCUUUGUUUAAUCGACAUCCUGGGCAACUACGCCAGUAUAAAAGAAGGCGGCAUAAUGAUUCAAAUUCUAACCAUUCAAAUGCUUCUGACAUUUCAAGUGGGAUGACACAUGACCCUUGCUCAUCCACAACAACAACAGCGUCAACUGAGGCAUCGAUGACCACGACAACAAGAAAUUUUCUGUCUGCACUGGUGGAGUAUCAGCUGUUAGAAUCCCUUGAACCCAAAGAUACUACUCCACCACCACCGCCUGAAUUCAGUGCUGCUUUGCUUCAUUCAUCUGUGCCUCCUAGCUGCUUGAAAUAUGUAGAGACUCUGCAAAAUGAAAUCCACAAGAUCUCUAUUGAGAGGGAGACAUUGAAAUUUGAAAUGAUGAGUGCCCAAGCCAUGAUUAACAUUCUUCAAGCACGAAUCGAUCUUCUAAACAAGGAGAAUGAGGAUUUGAAGAGGAACAAUGUCUGAGUCGCCUAGUGGUUCGUAGUCGUAUGUACUCGUAGUGUUCUUUGUAUGAGUUAACGGCCCCGUAUGGGCCGUGUUGAACUAUCUACAGUGAGUAUGUUUUCCUUAAUAGAGUCGGUAACUGUCUGUUGUUAAUUGAACGAUGUUGUAAACUGUAGCAAGCUUGUUGUACCAGUAGCAAGCUGAACUAUGUUGUAUCUUUAUGGGCUUGGAUUAGCCUGUCAUCGAAAUCGGCAGUUUAGACCUGAAUUAUGUUAAAUUUCAACC
This is a messenger RNA of Prunus dulcis (almond), 2395 nucleotides long. Its product is annotated as NAC domain containing protein 50-like. The transcript is spliced from 4 exons. NCBI's taxonomy places the organism in Eukaryota, Viridiplantae, Streptophyta, Magnoliopsida, Rosales, Rosaceae. The coding region runs from base 233 to 2131 and encodes 632 amino acids. Gene Ontology annotation, molecular function: DNA binding. Gene Ontology annotation, biological process: regulation of DNA-templated transcription. The record is from RefSeq and is a predicted model, not a curated record.